CACAUGUUUUUCCAUCGUCAUCGUGGUCGACAACAAUGAACAGAUUCACCGCCGUCCUUAACUACGGUGAAAGCAUCACCCAUGCAUCACCGCUUUAACAACAACAGUGAAUACAUCACCGCCGUAAAGAUAAACGGUGAACUAAUCACCGCGCUAAACGACAAUGGUGAACACAUCAUUGUUAUUGACAAAAAUGAUGAAUUUAUCACCACGAUUGAGAAGAGCAGUGAACGUUUAUCACGUUUUCCAACCCUGGUAGGCGAAAAAUUAAGUCACAACAACUUAGCAUUCACCGCAGUGAUUGUUGGUUUUUUUCAUAUAAAUAAACUACCCUACGUAGCUGCUGGAAAAACCUGCCCCAUUCAUCUCAAAUUUUUGCAAAAAUCCUCUUCUCGGCCUGCUUCUAGCAACUACGGUUACAGAAACUCAAAAUUUUCGGUAUGAUAUAAUUCUGUAUUUGUUUAGAUUUUUAUAUUUUCAUAAUUAUAUGUUUGUAUUUAAUGAAUUUUUGUUAGUGGAAAUUUUGUUAUGUUAGAGAUAUUUAGAUUAAUUUGUUUAGUAUACUCAUGUCAUUGUAAUGCUAUAGGUGGUCCAUGUUUCGAUUAGUUAGUUGCGGUUGUUUAUGGUUUUGGAUUAUAUUAUUUUCGUAGCCCUAAUUAUAUUGUACUAAUUUUAAUCCACUUAAGCUAAUUGUUACUUAUUAUAAAUUGCAGACAUGGGUAAAUUCAAGAAGUUUUAGCUUCUUAUUUCGUGGAGUGGUCGGGUGACAAACUCUGGCAUUGGGAUCGAUUAUGAAGACAGUGAAUCCACUAUGUUGCAAAUAGAGUCGAGAUUCACGUGGCAAGAACUCUAUGACAUUUGUGCAUACAGGAUUUGUAUGGGCGGACAAACGAGAGAUGGUAAAAUUAUUUAUCGGUAUCCAAACAUGAGUGUUGGCGGGGUUAUGUACGAAAAAGUUGUCAUAAACGAUGAUGACGCGGUUACCAUGAUGUUACAGUUCCUAGCUGACAACUGGAUGCGACUUGCAAAGGUGUAUGUUGAGACUGAGGCGGUCAUUGAAAAUCAUUCUAACCAGUAUUCGUAUGAUGAUGGUUUUGCAGGAGGGUACAGAUGGGGUGGUAGUUCAAGCAACUACGGAGGAGGUAGUUUUGCAGGAGGGGUUCCAUGGGAAGAGUACAUGCAACAUGUUGAGCCUGCCCAUUCGUUGAGCCUGAGGGCGUUCAAUGGCCUGCUUGGAGGCCAGAGUAGGCUGACAUAGAGAACACCAUUAGAUCUGGCCGUACUUCGCAUGAGCGAGAAGACGUUGUUGGUGGUGCUGGUCACGAUGAUCCUCCUGGCCCGAGCUAUCCAUUUGUCUCCAACGAAGAGGAAAAUGAGGAAGAUUUUAGAUCAGUCGGCGAGGAGGAAGAUACAGACGAUAUCGACGACGACGAGGUGGCGUUCUGUGAGCCACCAAAGUCAUACUACACAGAGGUUCCAUCUCAAUUUUUAUACGAUGCCCCCGACUUUCUUCCUAUGCCAGUGUAUAAUCCGACGGCCAAUUGGAGGUGGGUAUGGCGUUCACUUCGAAAGACGUUGUUCAAGAUGCUUUUAGCGAAGAAGCCAUGCAGCGCAAUUUCGAGUGGAAGAUAAAAUAUUAUGACGGCAAACAACUACAUGUCAUAUGCAAGAAUGCUGGAGAGGGUUAUAUGUGGCAAUUGCGGGCUGCAAAUAUGAAGAGAAAGGGUACCUGGGUCAUUCUAAAAGCAGAGAACAACCAUAGCUGCUCCUCGUCCAUACUUUUCCAGGAUCACUGCCAACUUAAAGCAAAGAAAGUGGGGAGAACUAUAAAGCAUUUGAUCGAGGGACAACUAUAUAUCAAGAUCAAAGCUAUCAUGGCCGAGGUGAAGGAUCGACAUUCCUACACGAUCAGGUACAAUAAGACAUGGCAUGGAAAGCAGAAGGCCAUGUCUGAGGUGUAUGGUGAUUGGGAUGACUCACAUGUUUUACUCCCUAUACUAAUGGCCGCAAUGGAGGAGUCCAACCCUAGGACUGUUUUCGUGCCGUGGUACAAUAAUGUACAAACUGAAGAUCAAGUUCGAGUAUAGAAUGAGUUGAUGUUUCACUGUCUAUUUUGGGAAUUCAAGCCAUGCAUUGACGGGUUUGCCUUCUGCAUUCCAGUGAUCCAGGUAUAAAUCAAACUAAUUACUGUUGUACAGUUCAUUUUUUAACUAAGUAAUAGUUAUACUAAUUAAAAUUAUUUGGGUAAUGACUAUUUAUUAGACAAACCUUUUUCAACUUCUUUUUUAUUAGCCAAACCUAUCGAAAUACUAAGAAUGAGUCAAAUGUUAACUUCCAGUUAGCAAUUUUGUUAGUAAUAUUGAAUUGGCAAUAUGAUACUGACUUGGAAGAGACACAUAAAGGUCAACAAUCCAAAAUUUUAGUAUUUUAACCGAGAAAAGAGUUACCAAAUUAUUAACGAUAACGUAAAAAUGGCUAAUAUUUUGAUGCCUUACGAAAGAUUUGGCUAAUUAAUGAGAACUUCUACUAUGCUAUAUAGAAUUAGUGCUUUAAUGUACAACUUGAAGUUGUACCAUUACAUUAAAUGUAUAAGUUUAGGUUGUACCAUAAAGCAAUUUGUAUCAUUAUGUUAUGGUACAACUUUGAAACUUGAAGUUGUAUCAUCACAUAAAGGUACAAGUACAAGUUGUACCAUAAAAGAAUUUGUGCAAAAAGUAUAGGUACAAUCUGAAGUUGUACCAAAACGUUAAAGGUACAAUUUCAAGUUAUACCAUAAAGGCAAAAACCUAUA
Messenger RNA from Linum trigynum, 2791 nucleotides. NCBI's taxonomy places the organism in Eukaryota, Viridiplantae, Streptophyta, Magnoliopsida, Malpighiales, Linaceae. The record is from the annotation of a GenBank genome assembly.